AUGUCGAUGGAACAGACCAAGCGCCUCAAGCUGGUGAUCGUCGGCGAUGGCGCGUGCGGCAAGACGUGUCUGCUCAUCGUCUUCUCAAGGGGCACAUUCCCCGAGGUGCGUCGCCGUUCGCGCGUCCGGCUUCCUGCUUGAGAUGCCGCAGUCAAAACGCGGAAUCGUGUGGCAGUCGAGAACUGUACCGGAGGGCAAGACAGUGGUGUACGCUGUCUCGCUGGAUCGGAUGCCGCCUAAGCAGUGUAGGCGUCGCGGCCGUCGUCAUCGUCGUCGUCGUCGUGACGCUCUGGGCCGCCGUGACGGACGACCGACCACACCGCGCGGAGGCACUCUCGCCGGCCCGUUCCGGAGACGACCCGUUCCGGAGACGACCCGUUCCGGAGACGACCACCACGACGAUUCCACCCCACGCUCGUUAGCGUCAGCUCGACGGUCGAUCUUGCCAUGCAAAUUCAGUCAUCAGAGAUCUGUUCCUGCUCUCUGAUGCACGUGUGCUGACACUGGUGCUCCUUAUCUUUGCCACGCGGUGGUGCCUACGACGCUCGAUUCCCUCUUCGUUUGCAGGUCUACGUCCCGACCGUCUUCGAGAACUACGUCGCAGAUGUCGUCGUCGAUUGCAAGCGCGUCGAGUUGGCGUUGUGGGAUACCGCCGGCCAGGAGGACUACGAUCGUCUGCGACCCCUGUCAUACCCGGAUUCGCACGUGAUCCUCAUUUGUUUCGCGGUCGACUCACCCGACUCGCUCGACAACGUUCAGGAGAAGUGGAUCUCGGAGGUGUUGCACUUCUGCUCCGGCCUGCCCAUCAUCCUCGUCGGGUGCAAGAAGGAUCUUCGACAUGACCCCAAGACGAUCGACGAGUUGCGAAGGACGUCGCAACGCCCUGUGACGAGCCAGGAGGGCGAGUCGGUGCGCCAAAAAAUCGGCGCGACGAGAUACCUCGAGUGCUCGGCCAAGUCCGGCGAGGGCGUGCGUGAGGUGUUUGAGCAGGCGACCCGAUUGGCGCUUUUGUCGUGCAAGAGGCGUAAAAAGUCGAGCGGGUGCAAGAUCCUCUAG
This is a messenger RNA of Microbotryum saponariae, 1056 nucleotides long. The record is from the annotation of a GenBank genome assembly. Lineage: Eukaryota; Fungi; Basidiomycota; Microbotryomycetes; Microbotryales; Microbotryaceae.